This is a messenger RNA of Trichechus manatus latirostris (Florida manatee), 4080 nucleotides long. It is a transcript of the gene PRTG, whose product is annotated as protogenin. Gene Ontology annotation, cellular component: plasma membrane. The transcript is spliced from 19 exons. Gene Ontology annotation, molecular function: protein binding. The record is from RefSeq and is a predicted model, not a curated record. Gene Ontology annotation, biological process: cell-cell adhesion. NCBI's taxonomy places the organism in Eukaryota, Metazoa, Chordata, Mammalia, Sirenia, Trichechidae. The coding region runs from base 261 to 3503 and encodes 1080 amino acids.
UCCCUACAGGAGUCUGGUGCUUUAGCGAAUUGUUUUUUAUAAACGAACCACAGGAUGUAACUGUCACAAGAAAGGACUCAGUCAUUUUAGAUUGCCAUGCUCAUGGAGAUGUCCCUAUUAAGGUCACGUGGUUGAAAAAUGGAGCAAAAGUGUCUGAAAAUAAACGGAUCCAAGUUCUGUCUAAUGGCUCCUUAUACAUCAGUGAGGUGGAAAGCAAACGAGGAGAGCAGUCUGAUGAAGGAUUUUAUCAGUGUCUGGCAAUGAACAAAUAUGGAGCCAUUCUUAGUCAGAAAGCUCAUCUUACCUUAUCAACUAUUUCCGCAUUUGAAGUUCAGCCAGUUUCCACUGAGGUCCAUGAAGGUGGAGUUGCUAGAUUUGCAUGCAAGAUUUCAUCAAACCCUUCUGCAGUCAUAACAUGGGAAUUAAAUCGGACAACUCUACCUAUAGCUGUGGAUAGGAUAACUGCUCUACCAACAGGAGUGUUGCAGAUCUAUGAUGUUGGCCAAAAGGAUGCUGGGAAUUACCGCUGUGUUGCUGCUACGGUGUCCCAUAGACGUAAAAGUAUGGAGGCCUCGCUAACGGUGAUUCCAGCUAAGGAGUCUAAUCCCUUCCACCCACCAGCCAUUAUAGCAGGUCCACAAAACAUAACCACCUCUCUUCACCAGACCGUCGUUUUGGAAUGCAUGGCCACAGGAAAUCCCAAACCAAUCAUUUCUUGGAGCCGUCUUGAUCACAAGUCCAUUGAUGUCUUUAACACUCGGGUGCUUGGAAAUGGUAACCUCAUGAUAUCUGAUGUCAGGCUACAACACGCUGGAGUAUAUGUUUGUCGGGCCACUACCCCAGGCACACGGAACUUCACAGUUGCUAUGGCAGCUUUAACUGUAUUAGCUCCUCCUUCAUUUGUUGAGUGGCCGGAAAGUUUGACAAGGCCUCGAGCUGGCACUGCUCGAUUUGUAUGUCAGGCAGAAGGAAUCCCCUCACCCAAAAUGUCGUGGUUGAAAAAUGGAAGGAAGAUCCAUUCAAAUGGCAGAAUUAAAAUGUACAACAGUAAAUUGGUAAUUAACCAGAUUAUUCCUGAAGAUGAUGCUAUUUAUCAGUGCGUGGCUGAGAACAGCCAGGGAUCUGUUUUAUCUCGAGCUAGACUGACCGUAGUGAUGUCAGAAGACAGACCCAGUGCACCCUACAAUGUGCACGCUGAAACCAUGUCCAGCUCGGCCAUCCUUUUAGCUUGGGAAAGGCCGCUUUAUAACUCAGACAAAGUCAUCGCUUACUCCGUGCACUACAUGAAGGCCGAAGGUUUAAAUAAUGAGGAGUACCAAGUAGUCAUCGGAAAUGACACGACUCAUUAUAUUAUUGAUGACUUAGAACCUGCGAGCAAUUAUACUUUCUACAUUGUGGCGUAUAUGCCAAUGGGAGCCAGCCAGAUGUCUGACCAGGUGACACAGAAUACUCUAGAGAACGUUCCCCUGCGACCGCCUGAGAUAAGUCUGACUAGUCGAAGCCCCACAGACAUCCUUAUCUCCUGGCUGCCAAUCCCAGCCAAGUAUCGACGGGGCCAGGUGGUGCUGUAUCGCCUGUCCUUCCGCCUAAGCACUGAGAGCGCCAUCCAAGUCCUCGAGCUCCCAGGGACCAUGCACGAGUAUCUUUUGGAGGGUCUGAAACCUGACAGCAUCUACCUGGUCCGCAUUAGUGCUGCCACCAGGGUGGGGCUGGGAGAGGCCUCAGUGUGGACCUCGCACAGGACACCCAAAGCUACAAGUGUGAGAGCCCCGAAGUCUCCAGAGUUACAUUUGGAGCCUCUGAACUGUACGACCAUCUCUGUGAAGUGGCAGCAAGGUGCUGAGGACACAGCAGCCAUUCAGGGCUACAAGCUCUUCUACAAAGAGGAAGGGCAGCAGGAGCACGGGCCUGUGUUGUUGGAUGCCAGCCACCUUCUCUAUACUCUCAGGGGCUUAGACCCCAGAAGAAAGUAUCACGUGAGGCUGCUGGCUUACAGCAACGUAGAAGAUGGCUACCAGGCUGAUCAAACAGUCAGCACGCCAGGAUGUGUGUCUGUUCGUGAUCGCAUGGUCCCUCCACCGCCGCCGCCCCACCACCUCUACGCCAAGGCUAACACCUCCUCCUCCAUCUUCCUACACUGGAGGAGGCCUGCCUUCACCACCGCACAGAUGAUUAACUACACCAUCCGCUGUAACCCCGUCGGCCUGCAGAACGCGUCUCUGGUCCUGUACCUUCAGACGUCGGAAACUCACAUGUUGGUUCAAGGUCUAGAACCCAACACAAAGUAUGAGCUUGCUGUUCGACUGCAUGUGGACCAGCUCGCCAGCCCCUGGAGUCCCGUCGUGUACCAUUCGACGCUUCCAGAAGCACCAGCAGGCCCUCCAGUUGGAGUAAAAGUGACGUUGAUAGAAGAUGACACUGCGCUGGUUUCUUGGAAACCCCCCGACGGCCCAGAGACGGUUGUGACGCGCUACACGAUCUUGUACGCAUCCAGGAAGGCCUGGAUUGCGGGAGAGUGGCAGGUCCUACACCGAGAAGGGGCAAUAACCAUGGCUUUGCUAGAAAACCUGGUGGCAGGAAAUGUGUAUAUUGUCAAGAUAUCUGCAUCCAAUGAGGUGGGAGAAGGACCCUUUUCAAAUUCUGUGGAGCUGGCUGUUCUUCCAAAGGAAGCUUCUGGAUCAAAUCAAAGGCCCAAGCGUUUAGAUUCCGCUGAUGCCAGAGCUUAUCCGGGCUAUUACCAUCUGGACCAAAAAUCAGCGACUGGCAUUGCUGUCGGUGUUGGCAUAGCGUUGACCUGCAUCCUCAUCUGUGUUCUCAUCUUGAUCUACCGAAGUAAAGCCAGGAAAUCGUCUGCUUCCAAGACUGCACAGAAUGGAACUCAGCAGUUACCUCGUAUUGGUGCUGGCGAAGUGGGAAAGAGCUUGGAAGGAGCUGUAGAGAGUGAAGACUCCUCAGUGCCCAUGGUAGCGCCCAGCAGCUUCAUUGAUGCAAAGGGAGGAACUGAUCUGAUAAUUAAUAGCUAUGGCCCUAUAAUUAAAAACAACUCUAAGAAAAAGUGGCUUUUUUUCCAAGACUCUAAGAAGAUGAAAGUUGAGCAGCCUCAAAGAAGAUUUUCUCCAGCUGUCUGCUUUUACCAGCCAGGUACUACUGUGUUAAUCAGUGACGAAGACUCUUCCGGCCGCCCCAGUCAGACCACCAGCUUCCCCAGGCCCUUCGGUGCUGCGGCUGAUACUGAGCACUCAGCCAAUAGUGAAGGCAGUCACGAGACUGGGGAUUCUGGAAGGUUUUCCCACGAGUCCAAUGAUGAGAUACACCUGUCCUCAGUCAUGAGUUCCACACCCCCGACCUCUCAUCCCUUCCCUGGCAGCGAUUCAGGUGGGGGUCCCGCAGUGAGCCGGUGUGAAGAGCCUGCAGGGCCCUCAGGGGCCGAGCCGACUUCCUCUGCAGUCCCCCAGCCACCGUCCACCACGCUGUGCUUUCAUAGAAAUGAGUUUCCCAUCUAGACAGCCACGUUCAGGUAUUGUCACCUGUGAGUCUGUUCGAAGGACAAUGAACAGGGAACCAAAGCCUUUGGUGAAAAUCUUGAUGUCUUACUGGGUAUUUCAGACUUUAUUGAAUGUGUUUUUUUUUUUUUUUAACUCACAUAUUUUGAAUGUUUCAUUGUCAGCAAUGUGAAUGGACAGUCAGGAUCUCUGACUGGAUUAUAAAAUAUGUCACUGGAGCAAAGGGAAGACUUUGGAAAGCCCCUUUGCUGACCGUCUACCUCAGUUUGCCAAAUGGCAGACCCUGAAGACAACAUUGUUACCUCGUUUGUUGGUUUGGUGUGUCUCAGCUACGUAACCGAUGAUACUUCCUAGUAGCGUUUUGUUUUCAUUGCUGUAUGUGUAAUACGUAAUGCGUUUGAUCAGAGGAGUCAUAUAGGUAGAUGAGGACGAAUGUUUAUCUGAAGCUCUGAUUUUUUAAAAAGAACCUGUGACACCUGCAUGGUUCGGACGGUGUAACUCCUCUGACUGUGAGGACUGUAAACCACGGAGGAGAGAGAAAGUGGGACUGAUAUUGCUAAAAGCCCUUUAUGUUUUG